This is a messenger RNA of Columba livia (rock pigeon), 8618 nucleotides long. RefSeq names its product solute carrier family 4 member 7 (gene SLC4A7). Gene Ontology annotation, biological process: transmembrane transport; monoatomic anion transport; regulation of intracellular pH. Gene Ontology annotation, cellular component: plasma membrane; basolateral plasma membrane; apical plasma membrane. The record is from RefSeq and is a predicted model, not a curated record. The transcript has 26 exons. Gene Ontology annotation, molecular function: sodium:bicarbonate symporter activity; monoatomic anion transmembrane transporter activity; solute:inorganic anion antiporter activity. NCBI's taxonomy places the organism in Eukaryota, Metazoa, Chordata, Aves, Columbiformes, Columbidae. Bases 577 to 4293 code for a protein of 1238 amino acids.
GUGGUCACUGGCCGCGCUGCCGCUCUCCAUCCGCCGCCGCCGGGCAGCGCCGGGAGCCCCCUGCUUUCUCGCGCGGGGGUCGCGGCGCUGCCGGGGCGCUGUUCCCGCCGCGCCGGCCCCACCAAGCCGGCACUUGAGUGUUUCCGUCAGGCGGAGCUCGCCCGCCGGGGCGCGGGCGGCCGCGCCGUGAACACGUCUCAGGCGAGCCGCGGCCGCCCGCCACGCGGCUCCGCGUGGGGCGCCGCUCGCCACCGCCCCCUCCCGCGCCGCGCUCCGCUCCGCCCCGCAGCGCCGCGCCAGCCCCCCGGGGGGCCGCGGCGGGCGGGGGAGCCGACGCGCCAGGCGCUGCGCUCCCUGCCAUUGGCUGGCGGCUCUGCCGGUCGCACGCGGGGCGGGGGAGGCGGGCGCGCCGGGUCGGUCUGGGCUCAGCCCCCGGUGCGGCGGAGUAGUCGCGGCCGGCCCGUCCUGAGGGCACCAGCGCUGCCCGCCUCUGCCAGGCAGCCAGCCGUGCAGCCGCAGCCCGCCGUCCGCCUCCCGCUCCGCGUCCCCCUCCCGGGCGAUCUCGGCGGGGCCGCGAUGGAAGAGGAGCGGGCGGGCGAGCAGAUGAGACCGUUGCUCACCACGGGUCACGAUGAAGAAGCUGUUGUGGAUAUGGGCAAAAUCAGCUCUACAAUCAACACAAACUUUGAGAAAGAAGAACUAGAGAGCCACAGAGCUGUGUAUAUUGGAGUUCACGUCCCAUUUGGAAAGCAGGGCCGUCGGCGGCACAGGCAUCGUGGGCACAGGCAUCACAGAAGGAAAAAAGAUAAAGAAACUGACAGAGAGGAUGGCCGAGAAUCUCCGUCGUAUGAUACGCCAUCCCAACGAGUGCAAUUUAUAUUGGGUACUGAAGAUGAUGAUGAACACAUUCCCCAUGAUCUCUUCACUGAAAUGGAUGAACUUUGCUUCAGGGAUGGAGAAGAAUAUGAAUGGAAAGAAACAGCCAGGUGGCUAAAAUUUGAAGAGGAUGUUGAAGAUGGUGGUGAUCGGUGGAGCAAGCCUUAUGUAGCAACUCUGUCCCUGCACAGUCUCUUUGAACUGCGAAGCUGUAUUCUCAAUGGGACGGUCAUGUUGGACAUGAGAGCAAACACGCUAGAUGAGAUAGCAGAUAUGGUUUUGGACAACAUGAUUGCCUCUGGCCAGCUGGAUGAAUCCAUAAGAGAGAACGUGAGAGAAGCUCUCCUGAAAAGGCAUCAUCAUCAGAAUGAGAAAAAGUUCAGCAAUCGGAUUCCCCUGGUUCGGUCUUUUGCAGAUAUAGGGGAAGGCCUUUCAGCCUCCCGCCACUCUUUGCGAAGAGGUCUCUCUGCCUCAAAUAUUUCCCUGAGAGGAGAAAACCGUUUGUCAGUUCUUCUCAAUUACCUUCUUCCUUCUUCAAGAGCUGGAACCCCGGCAGCCUCGAGGUGUACAACCCCUGUAACUACCCCUCAAAACACACCACCCUCCAGUCCUACCUGCAGCCACUCGCCAACCACAGGUGCCCAGUCAAGUCCACUUCAGGGCAAGGAAUUGCUGGUGUCACCUGCCAGUGAUGAUAUUCCUUCCGUAGUAAUCCACCCACCUGAGGAGGACUUAGAAGUGCAGGAAAGCCAGGAAAAGAAGACAGAGGAAAAUGUUGACAAAACACCAGGGCUACUAGCAUCUCCACAGUCAGCACCCGGAAAUUUAGACACUGGGAAAAGUGGAGACGUUAAAGGUACUGGGACAGGAGGAAGCAGAGAAAACAGCACGGUUGAUUUUAGUAAGGUUGAUAUGAACUUCAUGAGGAAAAUUCCUUCAGGAGCAGAAGCAUCAAAUGUGUUAGUGGGAGAAGUAGAUUUUUUAGAAAGACCUAUUAUUGCUUUUGUGAGGCUCUCCCCUGCUGUGCUUCUCUCAGGUCUCACAGAGGUUCCGGUUCCUACACGAUUCUUGUUUUUGUUGCUGGGACCAGCAGGAAAAGCUCCACAGUACCAUGAAAUUGGGAGAUCAAUAGCAACACUUAUGACAGAUGAUGUUUUCCAUGAUGUUGCCUAUAAAGCAAAAGACCGAAAUGAUUUGUUGUCAGGAAUUGAUGAAUUUUUAGACCAAGUGACAGUCCUGCCUCCAGGAGAAUGGGAUCCAUCUAUACGAAUUGAGCCACCAAAAAGUGUUCCUUCCCAGGAGAAAAGGAAAGUACCUAAAUUUCCAAAUGGAUCUACUCCUACAGGAGAGCCUCUCAAAGAAGAAGGCCAUCAUGCUGGACCUGAACUUCAGAGAACUGGAAGGCUUUUUGGUGGUUUGAUACUUGACAUCCAAAGGAAAGCACCUUUUUUCUUGAGUGACUUCAAGGAUGCAUUAAGCCUGCAGUGCCUGGCCUCGAUUCUUUUCCUAUACUGUGCCUGUAUGUCUCCUGUAAUCACUUUUGGAGGGCUCCUGGGAGAAGCUACACAAGGCAGAAUAAGUGCAAUAGAGUCUCUCUUUGGAGCCUCAUUAACUGGGAUUGCCUAUUCUCUCUUUGCUGGGCAACCUCUUACUAUUUUGGGAAGCACCGGACCAGUUCUAGUAUUUGAGAAAAUAUUAUUUAAAUUUUGCAGGGAUUAUAAUCUUUCCUACCUCUCUCUGCGAACUAGCAUUGGUCUGUGGACUGCGUUUUUAUGCAUAGUGCUUGUAGCCACAGAUGCCAGCAGCCUUGUGUGUUACAUCACUCGAUUCACUGAGGAAGCUUUUGCAGCACUUAUAUGCAUCAUAUUUAUUUAUGAGGCAUUGGAAAAACUUUUUCAUUUGGGAGAAGUGUAUGCCUUCAAUAUGCACAACAAUUUGGAUAAACUGACUUUAUACUCAUGUGUGUGUUCUGAGCCUGAGAAUCCCAGCAAUGAAACGUUGCAGGUGUGGACGAAAAUGAAUAUAUCCAUGGAAAAUAUAGCAUGGAGUAACCUUACAGUUUCUCAAUGUUUAGAAUAUCAUGGUGUGUUUCGUGGAUCAGCGUGUGGCCAUCAUGGACCAUAUAUUCCAGAUGUUCUCUUCUGGUCUGUCAUACUAUUCUUUACAACAUUUUUCCUUUCCUCUUUCCUUAAGCAAUUCAAGACCAAACGCUAUUUCCCAACUAAGGUACGUUCUACCAUCAGUGACUUUGCAGUAUUUCUGACCAUAGUUAUCAUGGUUUUGAUUGACUAUCUUGUGGGAGUGCCUUCUCCUAAGCUUCAUGUUCCAGAGAAAUUUGAACCCACCCGAAAAGACCGAGGAUGGUUCAUAGAUCCUCUUGGAAGCAAUCCUUGGUGGACACUCUUGGUAGCUGCUGUUCCUGCUUUACUGUGUACCAUUCUCAUUUUCAUGGAUCAACAAAUAACAGCUGUUAUUAUAAACAGGAAAGAGCACAAGCUGAAGAAAGGCUGUGGUUAUCAUCUUGAUCUGCUCAUGGUUGGUGUUAUGCUGGGAAUAUGCUCUCUCAUGGGCUUACCAUGGUUUGUUGCUGCGACUGUCCUGUCUAUAAGUCACGUUAAUAGCCUGAAAGUUGAGUCAGAAUGCUCAGCACCAGGAGAACAACCAAAGUUCUUGGGAAUCCGGGAGCAGCGAGUGACAGGAUUGAUGAUUUUUGUCCUGAUGGGGCUGUCAGUGUUCAUGACCUCUGUAUUAAAGUUUAUUCCAAUGCCAGUUUUGUAUGGUGUCUUUCUUUACAUGGGAGUAUCUUCGUUAAAAGGCAUUCAGUUUUUUGACCGUAUAAAACUGUUUGGAAUGCCUGCCAAACAUCAACCAGACCUGAUUUAUCUCCGUUAUGUGCCACUCUGGAAAGUCCAUAUUUUUACAGUUGUUCAGCUCACUUGUCUAGUUCUGUUGUGGGUGAUUAAAGCCUCUGCAGCUGCUGUUGUUUUCCCUAUGAUGGUUCUAGCCUUAGUGUUCAUUCGCAAGCUUAUGGAUUUGUGUUUCACCAAAAGAGAGCUCAGCUGGCUCGAUGAUCUUAUGCCAGAAAGUAAAAAGAAGAAAGAAGAUGACAAAAAGAAAAAAGAGAAGGCAGAAGCAGAGAGAAUGCUUCAGACAGGGGACAAUGAAAGUGUACAUCUUGCAUAUGGAGAAGCAAAUUUGGAUUUUCCUGUAAAAACCCUAAAAUACAGCGUUGAUCCCUCAGUUGUAAACAUAUCUGACGAAAUGGCCAAAACUGCACAGUGGAAGGCUCUUGCCAUGAGUACUGAGAAUGCCAAAGUAACCAGAGCUAACCUGAGCCCUGAAAAACCAGACUGUGUGAAAAUAAAUGUGGAAGAUGCACCUGUUGUGAAAUACGUGGAUGCCGAAACAUCUUUAUAGAGGGGAGCUGCGUAUAUUUGUGUGUGUAUUUAUAUCACUUUAGGAUAUUAUACCAUUGAAGUGUGAUUUCCAGUUUAAAGAGCAAUGUGUAUUUAAUUCUGCCAUUGUUUAGGGCACUGUAGAUAUGCUUGCAUAAUGAGAAGAUUUUCCUACGGAUGAGUGGUAAUCACACUUCAGCUAUUUAUUUUAUUGGAAAUUUUAUUUUCAUUUUUAAAUAGGAAGAUUGUAAUGUAUGCUUAUUAUUUUCAAUAAUCAAUAUGGGCAUAAAAGUUAAAUCAGCUUUUGCUGAUUAUUACUGGUCCACAUUGCUUAGAAUUUUGCAAUACCUCUGUUUGUAAUGUGCGCUAUAGAAGUUUGUUUUCUAUGCAGGCAAUUACUGCUUGUUUUUGCAGGGUAUACUUUUUUUGUUAUUUCAUAGAACGAAUAUUAAUGUGCUGUUGACAAGAACUACUGUAUUUUGUGUCUCCACUACAUGCUAGUGUUUUCUGGAUUCCAUCUCCUAUUUUACAGAAGUGGCCUAGAGCCCUAAGUCAGGUGGUGAGCUAAUUCUUAAAAUACGUAAAUACCCUGUUCUGCUACUUCUUUUUUUUCCUUUACUCUUUAUUUUUCAUUAUUGUCCAGUAGCAGUAUGAGUGCAGUAAUUGUAGUUACAGUCCCAACUCAGUAUUUGCCAUUCUGGACACUCCGUAUUUACACAAUAUGAAUUGGAUUUACAGACAGCAAUUUGGUCUAUAGGAAGUUAUACAUACUUAACACACUAGUACUCUUGAAUUCUAUUGUUCCUGUUUUUACUUACAGUUUUACAUCGAUUUUCAGGGUCUGAUUUACUCAGCUCUGAGACUGAAACUUUAGAGUAUUCAUGUCCUCAUCAAAUAUCUUUCUUGCAUAAUUGAUUUUUAAAUUUACCUUGUAUUUGAUUAAAUUAGCUGUAGUUUAAUUCUGUAAUAGGUCUAUGAUCAGUAUUAUUUUAUGGGUUACAAAUUGCUUGUGAUAUUUGUGUGUACAGUUCUGAUCCUCUCCAUUGUAAAGGGCAUAUAUGAUGGCACACCAACUUAUUUUUAAACAUUUUAUUUAUUUUAAUUAGUAUAAAUUUUUAUCAUGUAAGAUGAUUUGAAAAAAUAAAUAUUCAUUUAUUAAAGUAAAUGGGAUUUUGGGGGGCUUACUGAUAAAGAUGCAGUCAGUGCAUUUAUUGUACUUACAUUUUCAAGUUCUAGUGUUUAGCAUUAUAAUAUUUGAAAUAAUGAGAAUUUUAUGUAUAAAUGAAAAUCCUGAUCACUUACCUGCACAGUUUCCCUUAUUAACAUUUUUUGCCUUAUGCCUUAGUUUUUUGGCUUUAAUUUCUCAAAGAUCUCUUUACAUUCUGAAUUGCCACCAGCCCUCUCUGAAUUUAUUACAAUGGCUUUAAUUAGAAUCUGAGCUCAUUUAAAAACAGAAGAGGCUCUUUGCUUAGUUCCGUUUUUAGCAAAAUUGGGAGUUUUACCAUGGAUCAUGUGGUAAAAUUCUCAACAACUGCAAAAGCAGCAGAUUCUGGAAGAGGGCAGAGUUCAUCUGAAAAUACCACUUGAGGUAGAAUUUUGGUGCUCUUCAGCCAAGUGUCACUUGGAGACAAAAUAAUUGUACAUUACAGAAACAAAGCAGUCAGUGGGAAUAAUAAGAAAUACUUAAAAUAGCAUUUAAGUUACAUGGACUGUUACUGUUCCCUUUAAAUAUAUACAUUUUUUUUCAUUUGGCUGAAUUCUGGGAAGACUGUUUAAAGAAAGUAACUCAUAGGUUACAGCAAAUACAAAUAAUGCUACCCGAACUGUCGUAACAAAGGCUCAGGUCAGUGGCAAAGCAAGUGAGGUCUGCGUUACCAAUUUGACUCCUACUGUGUAAUGACCUGUAUUGAUGUUCCCUUAUUCUUGUGGCUGUAGCUUGUGCCUUAGGUUGAGUACGCACUCUUUCAGAAAAUACCCAUGCUUUCCCUCUAGCCAAACUGAGAUAAAGUGAAACUAUAGCAGAUGGUGUCCCAAAACUUUCUGCAUUAUUAAAAAAAAAGUACUCAUAAAUUAGUUGUUGACUCCUCAGCAGCUGUUGCAGAAUCAAAGGGAAGAUAUUUUGGGCAGUUUAUGUAGUGUUAUCCACAAUACAUUACUUCUGUGUUAGUCCUCCCAGUAGUAUUUUUACACUUCAUGUUCACAGUCCUGCAACAAUUUCCAAAGACCCAAAAAAUUACUAUAAGCCUCUUAGAUUUUCUUUUUUUUUUUUAACUCUUUAAUGCUGGAAAUCAGGGUUCCCUGGUGCUACACACCUCGUGUCUGGCUUCUACUUCAGAAGGGUUAACUUUUGGUCAAUAUUACAGGAUGUGGCUAUUUUUCGAGUAAAGAUUAAAGGAAACAAAACCAAAGCCCUGCAAGUCUCAUCACAGUAUUUAUGUGAUUUUAAUUGUAAUUGUGUAGAUAUUUUAAACGGUGCCAGGAAUACCAUGACUUGCAAAGCAGUUUACAGUGACCUUUAGUUCCAGUGUUCUUGGUCAGUAGCAUGUUGUGCUUGCACUUUUUUUCCAUAUGAAUAGAAGAAGGUCUGGUACUAAGUGCAUAAAAGCCCGUUGAUAUUCUAUGGUUAAGUGACUCGCUGCUCAUUUUACACCUUCUCUGCUUUAAAAAUCACACAUAGUAUUAAAGUAAAACAGCUAAGGAUGUAAUUUACUGUAUGUAGAUAUACGUAUUGCCUUAACAGUUGCAAAAGAGCAGUGAUAAUUGCUGUGCACUGAUUCAUUUCAUGGGGGUUAAGCCCUGUAAAAACUACGCCAAUGUUUUUCCAUUCCAACAGCCAGAGGAAAAUAAACAGCCCUGCACUUUUCUUUAGAUGCCUUGGUUUCCCAGAAUGGAGCUUAGUGCUACUGUGUAUCUGGCUGCAGAGCCACCUCAGGAAGUCCCUCUUUUUUUUUUUUUUUUUUAAUUUUUCUAAUUUAUUUAUAAAUAUGAAUGUUUACAUAAAGUGUAGGUCUUAAUUUUGACCACUCCAUUUAAAUUAUCAUCUAAAAUAUUUCAUUUGAAGUGCAGUGUCAUGUUUAAAUUAUAUUCUACAAAACUCAUUCUUAGUAUUUUCUUAUGUAUUACAAUGACAUGCUUUUCAUUCUGUUUACAUAUGUCCAAGUCAAUUAUACUUUCUUCCUAGAAUAAUUUUGCAGCUAUAAUAUCUUACGAUUGAGUGAAAUGUUCCAAAUUGCCAAGCUCUCAUCAUAAAACCUGUUAGGGUAGAAUGUGGUGCCCUGGUGGGGGGUUUUCAACCACAUGUCUUGGCCGUUUUUUCUACAUUUAAUGAAACUUCUCCCAUAAACUUAACCAUUUCCUUCACCUGCAUCUCUGUCUUUCCAUUGUAACUUCCGAAUUUGUGCCCUUUGCAAAGGCAGGUUUGACAGGCUGUCAGAUGUAUCUGUAACAAAUAGGUGUCAUGUCGCGGAGCCUGCACUGUUUUGAUGGGUUGUCUUGUACAUACAUUCUGUAAAUCGUAAGGUAAACGGUUCAUGAUUUUCAGUUCACAAAUGUAGUCUGUUAGAUGAGCACCACAAUGCUUUUAGUUUUCUUUUUUGCUUUAUGUGAUUAGUAAUGUUUUAAUUACUCAUCUAGGUCAAAUUCAUUAUCAAGUACAGUACGAAUGUGUGAAAUACUUUGUUUAUACCAACAGUAAUUUAUUUUACGGUUAAUUUUAAAGACUAGAGGCACACAGCUUUGAGUCAGCAUAAAAGUAGUGCUACAAAGCAAAUUUCUUAGUAAUUUUAAGUCAAUUUUAUUUUGUAACAAUUUUAGUGAAAACUUGUAGGACUUCUUAGUUGGCAUAGAAGUUAAUCUAAAGACACUUUAAUAUUCAAUUUAGUAUCUGUUGACUUUUAUUUGGAAUAAUGAAUGUGUUUUGAAAAAUCAAUACUUUUCUAAAUGAUUUUAUUGGCAGGAUGCAUCAUUUUAAAUAUUUUUCUUUCUCUUGUUGCUGAUAUUCCUGUGCAUAGGUGUCUUCCAGGGCUCAGCAUCUGUAGCUGAACUACAUUUUUGAUUUUAAUACUGAUUAUUUCAAAUGCAAUUACAUGCUCUACGGUUCGAAUUUUUUAUGACUGCUUUUCUAGUUACAGUGAUGUUUUCUUACUCUACAACACAAUCCAAAGCAAAUGAAAACAUUAUUCCAAACGUGGACUCAAUAUUCAGUUUAUACAGAAAACACAACUCUCAGACUUGUUUUCGACGUGAAAGAUCCAGCCUUUGUUGUUUUAAUUACACCGCUAGAAUAAAAUUAUCUUUUGUAUCGUUUCAAAAAAGUUGGUAAAAGCAAUAAAAAUCUACUGAACUAUA